Colletotrichum chrysophilum is the source of this 1350-nucleotide messenger RNA. RefSeq lists its product as uncharacterized. Gene Ontology annotation, molecular function: hydrolase activity, hydrolyzing O-glycosyl compounds. Gene Ontology annotation, biological process: glucan catabolic process. Bases 1 to 1350 code for a protein of 449 amino acids. The transcript is spliced from 4 exons. NCBI's taxonomy places the organism in Eukaryota, Fungi, Ascomycota, Sordariomycetes, Glomerellales, Glomerellaceae. The record is from RefSeq and is a predicted model, not a curated record.
AUGGUCUCGAAGACACUCACGCUUUUGGGGUUGGCGGCGGCGGCGGUCGCCAGGGGAAGCUGCCCUACCGGCAAGACCCAGCUGCCUCUCAGCUCUCUCGGCGGCGGUGAUGGCGAGGGUCAGAUGAAUCACUUUGCCAACGAUGACAAGCUUAACAUGUUCCGCCUGCCCGUCGGCUGGCAGUUCCUCGUCAACAAUCAGCUCGGAGGCACCCUCAACGCCGGCAACCUGGGAAAAUACGAUCAAGUAAUGCAAAAGUGCCUCGCGACCGGCGCCUACUGUAUGCUCGACAUCCACAACUUCGCGCGAUGGAACGGCGGCAUCAUCGGGCAGGGAGGACCGACGGACGACCAGUUCGUGUCUCUGUGGACGCAGCUGGCGACGAAGUACAAGGACAACGAGAAGGUCGUCUUCGAGCUCAUGAACGAGCCCCACGACCUCGACGUCAAGAUCUGGGCCGCGACUUGCCAGAAGGUCGUCACGGCGAUUCGCGGAGCCGGCGCAACGAAGCAGAUGAUCCUGCUGCCCGGCACCAACUUCAACUCGGCCGAGUUCCUCGUCAGCAGCGGCAGCGCGGAUGCGUUGAUGGCCAUCACGAACCCCGACGGCACUACCGACAACCUCAUCAUCGACGUGCACAAGUACCUGGACGAGGACAACAGCGGCACGCACAAGCCGUGCACGACGGAUAAUGUGGAGAGUUUCAGGACUGUUGCUGAGUAUCUGCGGUCCAAGGGCCGUAAGGGGCUGGUCAGCGAGACAGGAGCCUCGAGUGAUUCUUCGUGCUUCACGGCUUUCUGCGCGCAGAACACCUUCAUCAACCAGAACUCGGACGUGUUCAUUGGCCUCGUCGGGUGGGCCGCCGGCAGCUUCGGCACCGACUACGUCCUCAGCUUGACGCCGAAGAAGUCCGGCAACAGCUACACGGACAACGAUCUCAUGAAGCAGUGUGUUCUCGCGACGUGGAAUACCGAGCUGAACGUGACAACGCCCGUUUCGGCCCAGCCUUCAAAGCCGGUAGCCUCUGCGAAGCCGAGUGCAGCCCCAAGUUCAGUGCCUGCGUCCGUACCCAUCUCCGCUCCGGACUCGGCGCCUACCUCGGCUCCCACCGCAGCGCCGGUUACCAGUGAUGAUGGCUCGGCUAUCCUGCCUCCGACUACUGUCAUGACCGUGCCGACAACUUUAUUGAUUGACACGUCGACCCCGACACCGCCUGCUCCCACCGGGACUCGUGGCCGUAAUGGAACGACUACAACGAGCACGCCGUCGCUGCCUACUGCGGCCGGCGCUCGGGUUGAUGCUAUGGGAAGCCUGGUUGGCUUCGGUUUGGCGGUGGCAAUGAUGUUGUAA